Messenger RNA from Ornithodoros turicata, 1287 nucleotides. RefSeq lists its product as uncharacterized. Gene Ontology annotation, molecular function: nucleic acid binding; RNA-DNA hybrid ribonuclease activity. The record is from RefSeq and is a predicted model, not a curated record. The transcript has a single exon. Bases 1 to 1287 code for a protein of 428 amino acids. Gene Ontology annotation, biological process: DNA replication, removal of RNA primer. Lineage: Eukaryota; Metazoa; Arthropoda; Arachnida; Ixodida; Argasidae.
AUGGGUGAGCGAGACCUCCUCAAUGCCCAAGCGCGCGGCCUCCGGGUAUGCCUUGGACUGCCACGCACGGCUGAAACCUACACCGUACUUGCGGAGGCGCAAGAGACGCCCGUGCAUAUUCUACGGGACCGAGAGACGCUCCGCAUCUUUGCGCGCUUCGUCACGCAGCACCCUUGCCACUACCUGCUGUCCAUUGAGGAUGCCCGCCCCGCAUCGGCCUUUGGCGGAGCCGUCCGCCGUCUUAAGGCUAUCCUCCCGGACCGCUCCUCAGGUGUAUCCUACGCCCCUCCUUUAUGGGCCCUUGCCAAGCCCCAGGUAUUGACCAGCGUCCCUGGCCUAGGCCGAAAGAGGGAGACGCCGUUAGCCGUUGCGCGUCAGCUCGUCCUCGAAUACCUAUCGACGCAUCAUCAACACCGUCAAGCGAUCUAUACAGACGGAUCCGUAACACUUGAUGGGGCCACUGCAGCCAUCUACGUUCCUCAAGGUAACAUCGAGCAAGCUUUCAGGCUCUCCCAUACCACCUCCUCCACCGAAGCCGAGCUCUUCGCAAUCCACGCGGCCCUCCGGCACAUCACGACAUCGCCCCCAGGAACCUGGACGAUCCUGUCGGACAGCAAGGCGGCACUGGAGACACUCGACUCAUACUGCACCAAAACAACGGACGACCUGCACACAAUGGCAAUGUCCCUAGCCAACACCGCCCUUGCUUCCGGGCACAAUAUAUGUCUGCAGUGGAUACCCAGCCACAUUGGCCUCGGCGGGAACGAUCGUGCAGAUGCUGCGGCCAGGCGCGCACACGAACAACCCGACGCCGCGGCGCGCAUACCGCUCACCCCCUCGGCUUGCCGCAUCCAGAUCCGCCGCUGGGCCGCCCAAGAGGCGCAGAGAUUCAUUCGAGAAUCAGCCCGUUUCAACGACUUCCUUCGCUCCAUCGACCCGGCGGUGGAGUUCUCCCCACCACGACGUCUCCAAAGACCACAAGAGACACUCCUCCACCGACUGCGCCUCAACUUGGCAUACACGCCACCGGUCCAGCGCAUGAUGGGGAGGCAGAUCUCGGCCCUCUGCGAUGCUUGCGAAGUGGUUGCGGACACAUCACACCUCCUGCUGACCUGCCCCAAGUACACCAACCAUCGCGAUACCCUUUUCCGCUGCCUCGAACGUUUCGGGCACAACCAGCUCACGCUGGCCGCACUUCUUGGCCCUGUGCCUCAGCACCAACAGUGGGCCGUCACAACUGCUUUACUGCACUUCCUGAAGUGCGCUGGCCUGGCCUCGAAGCUCUGA